AUGAUGUUCAGCCUUGGCACAUGCUCUCUCAGCACUCACAUGCUCCCCGAAUCAGGCUCUUACCCUCCCGGCGGCAGCCCUGAACUGGACAGCGACUCGCAGAGGUGCAUGCUGGCCCUGCCGGAGGAAGAAGCAUGGCGGAAGCACCGGCUGGGUUUGAUGCAGCCCGCUCAGUCCUGCAGCCUGCUGGAGCCGGAGACCUUGACGGACACGCUCGUCUCGCGCACCACCAGCUUCGACGGCCUCUACGAACUGCACUCCCAGGAGAGGGAAUCCAGCUUGGGGUUGGAGGGUGGCAGUACAUUGGAUGUGGGGCAGAGCCAACUCAUCCCCGUGAGCCCAGAAGUCAUCAAGCGUCGGCGAGGGGGCCUGAUAGAACAGCGGGAUAUCAUCAAGGCGCAUGAAGCCCACAAGAUGCAGAGCACGCCGCAGGCGAGGCGGAAGGAGUGGGAGUAA
Messenger RNA from Podarcis lilfordi (Lilford's wall lizard), 456 nucleotides. The record is from the annotation of a GenBank genome assembly. NCBI's taxonomy places the organism in Eukaryota, Metazoa, Chordata, Lepidosauria, Squamata, Lacertidae.